This is a messenger RNA of Gorilla gorilla gorilla (western lowland gorilla), 3948 nucleotides long. RefSeq names its product solute carrier family 16 member 5 (gene SLC16A5). Bases 703 to 2010 code for a protein of 435 amino acids. Gene Ontology annotation, cellular component: basolateral plasma membrane. The record is from RefSeq and is a predicted model, not a curated record. Gene Ontology annotation, biological process: transmembrane transport; monocarboxylic acid transport. Gene Ontology annotation, molecular function: monocarboxylic acid transmembrane transporter activity. The transcript is spliced from 6 exons. Lineage: Eukaryota; Metazoa; Chordata; Mammalia; Primates; Hominidae.
GACCCUGAGCCGGGAAAACCAGAAGCUAGAAAGAGGGCAUCCGGGUUGUGCAAAUUUCAGACACACGGAUAUCCCGCGGCGCCUGCGUCCGGAGCCCGGCCCUGCUGCUGGACUGUCCUCGGCCACGCCCGCCGCCCCUCCCGCGUCCUGGCCCCUUCCCCACCCGACGGAAUCCCGGGGAGGCUGGAAGGUGGGUCCCCGCCCACGCCGCCCUGGGCCCGCCCUGCCUGGCCGCGGCGCUUGGCCCAGUCCCGUGGUCCUCGUCGCGACCGGCCCGGGCCGCAGGACGCCGCGCUCGGGGGAGCUGAGCCACCUCUCCGCCAGGCCCGUGCGAGCGGCACACACCUGGCAGUGACCAUGACUCAUGGUUCCCAGUACAAAGAAAAGAGCACUUCCCUGCUGGGGCAGAGGCCAAGCCAGAGCCCUGGCGCCAUCACCUCUCUGCCCUGCUUGAGUCUGGAAUGGACCUCCCUGCCUGGAAGCUGCAUUGCCCUUGGUCCUGGGCCUGCCUGCCCCCUGGGGAACACAGGCAGCAGCCACAUUGGCAGUGAGGCCGUGGCAGCGUUGGCAGCAGAGGAUGCCCCAGGCCCUGGAGCGUGCAGAUGGCAGCUGGGCCUGGGUGGUGCUGCUGGCCACCAUGGUGACCCAGGGCCUCACCCUGGGCUUCCCCACGUGUAUCGGCAUCUUCUUCACUGAACUGCAAUGGGAGUUCCAGGCCAGCAACAGCGAGACCUCUUGGUUCCCCUCCAUCCUCACGGCUGUGCUCCACAUGGCAGGGCCCCUGUGCAGCAUCCUGGUGGGACGCUUCGGCUGCAGAGUGACCGUGAUGCUGGGGGGCGUGCUGGCCAGCCUGGGCAUGGUGGCCAGCUCCUUCUCUCACAACCUCAGCCAGCUCUACUUCACAGCAGGAUUCAUCACAGGUGGAAGGCCCCAGUGCGCCUCCAGGCUGGUUUCCCCUCUUGCCCCGCAGGCCUGGGCAUGUGCUUCAGCUUCCAGUCAAGCAUCACGGUGCUGGGCUUCUACUUUGUCCGCCGGCGGGUGCUGGCCAACGCGCUGGCCUCGAUGGGCGUCUCCCUGGGCAUCACCCUCUGGCCGCUGCUCUCCCGCUACCUUCUGGAGAACCUGGGCUGGAGGGGUACCUUCCUUGUCUUCGGCGGGGUCUUUCUCCACUGCUGCAUCUGCGGGGCCAUCAUAAGGCCUGUGGCCACCAGUGUGGCCCCUGAGACCAAAGAAUGUCCCCCGCCACCUCCCGAGACACCUGCACUCGGCUGCCUGGCCACAUGCGGCCGGACCAUCCAGCGCCACCUGGCCUUCGACAUCCUGCAGCACAACACAGGCUACUGCGUGUACAUACUGGGUGUGAUGUGGUCCGUCCUGGGCUUCCCACUGCCACAAGUCUUCCUCGUGCCAUAUGCCAUGUGGCACAGCGUGGACGAGCAGCAGGCAGCCCUCCUCAUCUCCAUCAUCGGCUUCAGCAACAUCUUCCUGAGGCCGCUAGCCGGGCUGAUGGCAGGACGGCCGGCCUUUGCUAGCCACCGCAAGUACCUGUUCAGCCUGGCACUCCUGCUCAACGGGCUCACUAACCUGGUGUGUGCGGCAUCAGGUGACUUCUGGGUGCUCGUGGGCUACUGCCUGGCGUACAGCGUGUCCAUGAGUGGCAUCGGCGCCCUCAUCUUCCAGGUUCUCAUGGACAUCAUCCCCAUGGAUCAGUUCCCCAGAGCCCUGGGACUCUUCACUGUCCUGGACGGCCUUGCUUUCCUCAUCUCCCCGCCACUGGCCGGGCUGCUCCUGGAUGCCACCAACAACUUUAGCUAUGUUUUCUACAUGUCCAGCUUCUUCCUCAUCUCAGCUGCCCUCUUCAUGGGUGGCAGCUUCUAUGCCCUGCAGAAGAAGGAGCAAGGCAAGCAGGCUGUCGCAGCGGAUGCCCUGGAGCGGGAUCUUUUCUUGGAAGCCAAAGACGGUCCUGGGAAGCAACGGUCCCCUGAGAUCAUGUAUGUAACCAGCGUCUAAGACCCAGGGGUCACCUGUGUGACCAGUGUCUGAGUCCUGGGAUCACUGAGUGAACACUGUCUCAGCCCAGCCCAGGAUGGGGACCUCUAGCUCCUUCACCAGGGGCUUGGGUGAAGAGUAGCCCAGGAAGCCCGGGCUGUCCAGGCUCUGCAAGCUGGGACUCUGCCAGGAGCUGGGACUUUGGAGGCUGGCCUCUGAAGAUGCCCUGAGAAACUCUUUUUUUUUUUUUUUUUCUUUUUUUUGGAGGCGGAGUUUCACUCUUGUUGCCCAGGCUGGAGUGCAGUGGCACCAUCUUGGCUCACUGCAACCUCUGCCUCCCAAGUUCAAGCGAUUCUCCUGCCUCUGCCCCCCAAGUAGCUGAGAUUACAGGCAUGCACCACCACACCCGGCUAAUUUUGUCUUUUAGUAGAGACGGGGUUUCUCCAUGUUGGUCAGGCUCGUCUCCAACUUCCAACCUCAGGUGAUCCGCCCACCUCAGCCUCCCAAAGUGCUGGGAUUACAGGCGUGAGCCACCGCGCCCAGCCAGAGGAACCCUUUUCUAACAACUAGCGGAAUCCAGGAGCAGGCCCUCCAGACUUUUUCCCUUGGGUACCAGGGUACUCGGGGCCCAGGAAGCUGGGUCUGAGCCCUGCUCAGGUUUGUCCCGGCCGGCUCAGCGCAGCUGGCUGUGUGUUGCUGCUCCUACAGCUCAAUGCACUGGACCUUCUCGUCCAGCCUGGAUGCCUCCAUCGUUUCUCUUUGUCUUUCUCUGGCCUCCAUACAGUUCUGAAGAGCUCACCUUCCUCUAGGUUCCUCCUGCCCUGCUCUUCCCAAGUGACCCAGCCCUCACCUGUAGGGCAGCCAAGGCUGGUGGUGCAGCUGCCCCCACCGAAGGUCAUUGGGCCUCGCACUGGGCAGUGCAGAGGUCCAGGCUGAGGAGUUGAGUGGCGCGCCCAUCCUGGCGCCUGUGCAGAGAAUGGGAGGGGGGCCCCUGGCUUGGAUCCUAGAAUCGGUGAAGUCUGAGGGCCCCCCUGCAGUCUCAGCAGGACCUGCUCUAUCUAGGGGCUUCCUCCUUCCUUUCCCCACCCUGUCUCCUUGGCGGGGAGGAUUAGUGCCAGGUGGGGGAAGCCAGACAUUUGACUGACGGGAGAGGAAGGCUUGCCAGGCAGCCCGAAGACUGUUGUGAAAAUGGGGCUGCUUUUGCAAGGGAAGCUCUUUUACUCCCCAUUCCUGUCCUCCAGAGGCCCCCCUUUUCCCUGCCGUGUUAUUGGUGUCAACUCUGGGGUAAGUGGCUGGCUGGACUCACCCCUGCUCCCUGUACACCUGUGCCUGUGACCUGGCGGUCCGAGCUCCCCACACACACAUUUUGCUGGUGCCUUUCCCUGAAGUCACCACCCAGGGGCUGGCUGUCAUCAGCCCAUUCUUGUCCCAGCAGGGUACCGAGGGAAUGAGAAAACAGAAUGUGUUUGAAUUACACAUAAAAAUGUUCCCUGCAGCAGGUCAUAAACUUUGUGAACUAAUGAAGCUGAAAAACAGAGCUGGAGUACGUUUCCCCUCACCCUUCCUUUCCUCCCAGCUCAGCAAGGGGUGCUCGGGUUCAGGAUGUUGUUUGUUGAUUCAGGCUCAACCAGGCUCCGGCAAGAAAACCUUAUCAGGAGAUUUUAUUUUCAUGAACAGGUGCCAGUCUUCCCGCCAGCCACGUCCAGCUGGCGUCAAUAAGCAUCUUUGGGGAUGUCCUGCCUCCUCCAGGACCAGCCAUGAGUGGCUCUUACGGCCAAAGGCGGUACUGCAGGCCAAGCAAAGGGCUCUGGGCUGGAAUAGCCGUACCUGAGUGCCUGUUUGACUCCGCCACUAUCUGCCAUGUCAGUUGGGCAAAUUGUUGACCACCUCUGAGCCUUGAAAAAGUAGGAGGUUACUUUGUUAGAGCAAAAUAAUAAAAUUUAAUUUUAAAAAAGAAAA